CUAAUAUAUGGGGUAUCGGUCUAGUAAGUAUAUCGAAACGACUGGGCGAUCAACGCUUAUAAUACAUAUAUUGAUUUAUUGACCUUUGGAUUAGUUAAUGUUCAACGCAUUGACUCUGUUCCACACCGACGAUGAGGACUGGCAGCCACGAAUAUGUCACGUAAUAAUGCCGGACGGCAUAAGUAAAGACCUCAACACAUGGGCUCCGUUCUUAGUCGGCGAUGAGGUGUACGAGGAAUUCACAUACUAUAGCGUCGACCUGCGCACGUUGAUAGCCCGGUGUAUGGCCGACGAUCGUGAAGACCGGCCAACGCUAAACGAGCUUCUUACUACUAUCCAGACGAGUAUUGCGCGGGACGAUGCGAUAGCAUUUGAGACCGAAAGGGUAUUUCAAACAGAAAGAGCAGCAGAUCCCACUAGGCAGAGACUGCCCGUAAAUGUUACGAGACCUCCUGAGGUGGAAGAUGAUGCAUUGCUGAGCAGGUUCUUCCAGGAGUAUAUCCGAGACCCGCCCUCGAGAGAGGAUCCAUAUGGCGAGUUUUGGGACCAGUAAUCAUAAACAUGUAUAUCAUAGCGGAGAGUUUUUGGCGGAGAGUUUCUGACGGAUAGUUUGCAAGCGAUCUAAUCUAAUCUAAUCUCUAAUCAAAGGAUAGUUAAUCGAUAAGAAUUCCCGCAAGGCA
Molecule: messenger RNA, 680 nt
Organism: Daldinia decipiens
Lineage: Eukaryota; Fungi; Ascomycota; Sordariomycetes; Xylariales; Hypoxylaceae
Exons: 1
Coding region: 98-553 (151 amino acids)
Source: RefSeq, a predicted model, not a curated record